Molecule: messenger RNA, 165 nt
Organism: Prorocentrum cordatum
Lineage: Eukaryota; Dinophyceae; Prorocentrales; Prorocentraceae
Source: the annotation of a GenBank genome assembly
CUGGGUGAGCCGUGCUCGCUGCUCGCGUGGCGCUGGCGAGGUUAUGAUGGCCGCGGGCGGCCGGGAGCGGUGCCCGGCCGAGCCCCAGGGCACUCCAUCCCUGGGCGGCUUCGGCGCUUGUCACGGCUGCUCUGCCACGCGGCCUCCGAUGCCCCCACUCUCUAG